Delphinapterus leucas (beluga whale) is the source of this 6383-nucleotide messenger RNA. The record is from RefSeq and is a predicted model, not a curated record. Lineage: Eukaryota; Metazoa; Chordata; Mammalia; Artiodactyla; Monodontidae.
CGCACACUCACAAGGCCGGCCUGGGCUCGCACUCCCCCAGCGGGCCCUGCCUGACUUCUGGGGCGACCCCCUUCCCUCUCCGCUCCCCCACCGGGCCUCCGCCAAGGAAAGAGUAAAACCAGGGGCAUUUUUUAGUCCGUAAGGGUCCUUUGGACUUGUGAAAAUCACCAGGAGGCAGCCUGGAGGCUGUGGGGGUCACGACGGCCGGUCUGGAGGGGUAAAAGAAGUCACCCAAGGUCAAAGGGGCCGGUAAGAGUUACCAGGUAUCACCCAAAGGCUUGUAGGGGAGGUCGCCAGAGGUCGACUGGUGUGGGGGGAGGGUGGCAGGAAGCACAAGAGAUCAUUAAAUCCAUUUGAGUAUUCACCAGAGGUCAGUGGAAAGGGUUUGUGCACACAAGUGCGAAGGCUGGGCCUCAGCCUGGCUCCAGGAAGUGCCCGCGGUGCCAAAGAGCGGUGCCAAAGAGCGGUCGGAGGUGCGCAGGCCUCGGUGCUGGGGAAGGAAGAAGCGCGUCUCCCCCAUCCCCGGCCCCAGCUCCUGAGAGCGGCUCCCCGGCGCUGAGCCGGAUGGUCCCGCCAAGGAGCCUCACCCCUACCGCACGUGAGGCCUGCCGCCUCUUUUCGCCCUUCCCCCUUGACAACAGGCCUGUUGCCUGGAGAUGUGAGCGUGCUGGCCGGUGGGGGCUAGAGGCAAAAGUGCAAUGUGCCUAAGGGAGCCGCAAAUUCUCCAUCUCUUCUUCGGACAGCCCUUCGUGGAGGGCUCCCAGCACACUUUCGCCCUGUAGGGCUUGGUGAAGCUCCUUUACGGCGAGUUUCCAGGCCGCCCCGGAUUUUCCCGAAUUCUCCCGUUUAUGUGACUGAGAAACUGAAGAAGAAUCCGGCGGGAAGAAGGGGCUCCAGCCCGGCAGGAGCAGACACAGAGGGUUGCCAAGCCCGAGGCGGAACUGGGGCGGGAGCCGCACCUCACGCUUUCGGACAAGCUGGGCGCUACGUUCGGACCUUCAGACAACUGAGAGCGAAAGAGCCCGGCGUAAAGGAGGCGCCUCCGAGGCCUUGCCCACUAAUUCAAAUUGCACCGCGUCCCCAUUUGGCGGAUAAACAGACUGAGGGCGCCCGGGACACGGCGGCUGGAAGGGAGAGGUAAGUAGACUGGGUUUCCAGCGGUUUCGAGCGACCAGCCCUUCCCCUUGCGUUGUAGGCGAAUGACCACGCUCCGCUGUCCGUGGUAAGACCGCCACCCUACUGCCAACCCGCUUGACCCCACCCCCGGAGGCGCUAAGCCAAUCAGGCCCGGGGGGAGGAGGAAAUGCGCUCUUCGGGUACCACCCUCCUCUAGAUAAGCCUGGAAUGUCAAAUAUUUGUUCGGUGGGCGGGGCGCAACUGCUAGUUAAGGCCCCUCCCCCACCCAGCCAGGAGCUCGCGUGCGCCAGGCUAAAUCGGGCCUUCCUCCCGGCCACGCCCUUGCAGCUAAUUGCACUUCACCCCAACAGCACCCCAGCCUCUCCUAAAACUUCCCUGGCGUGCAUUGCCCCUUGUCAGGCUCCAGACUGGGCUCUGCUCCAAGACGACGGAGUCCCGGGCCAUCCCGGCGCUACCUGAUCUAAAUCUCACCCUUCCUGGCCUCCCCAUCCAUUCAACCUUCAGACCUUCGCGCUGGGCCCUUCCAUAUUCUUCCUUCAGCGCGGGUCUCAAAGCCGGGUUCCCGGGAAGCCUCCCCCUCGAGGUGCUGUCCUGAGCGCAUUCCCAUUGGAGAGACAUUCAUGCGUGUACAGGUCCCUGCGGGGUAGUAACCCCAAGCGUGGGGCGGCUCCCCCAAAACUCCCGUGCACCUGUCCAACAGCCUCCACCUACAUGACAAUUCCCGAUGUUUGGACUCUUGAAAAACUAAAUUCGUUAAAACAACCUUAGGCCCCCUGCUUUGCUGAGCUCCCUUACUCAUCUUCAGAUGGGUCCUCCCAGAUCACACCAUUAAUACUAAACAACCCGCACUCCUGUCCCCCAGCCGGCUCUCAUGUCUCCUUUCUGCCAGCACUAAACCAGCUACUAACAAGAUAAAUCGUUUAUUGUCUCCCUACCCCACCAUCCACCCACCCGCGAGAAUAUCAGAUCCUGGAGGAAAGGCUCAACCCCAGAGCCUAUCACUGGGCCUGCCAGGCACAUAGGCUCAAGAAUGAAUGAAUGGUUGAUUAAGCUCUCUUCCCGUAUCCAUGAAAAGUAACCUUCCCUGGGGCCACAGGGCCUUUCACUAGAGUCUCAUCUGUGCCCUUUCCUCCCCUCCCAACACACCCUUGCCCUAGUUAACCUCUGCCCUCCCUCCAAAUUUUCCUCUCUCAAGGCACAUCCCUCCUUAGCAGGGGUCCCCACUGUAGUUUGAGAUUUCUGUAUUUCACUGAUAAAUGUCCCCCAGCCCCACACUGCUACUAGCUAGUGUUCACGAAUCACGAAUGAAUGAAUCGGAGAUACGGUACGCGGGAGGAAUCAGCGAGGCUCCAACGGCAAACCGUACUCUGGGUACCUGGGAAAAAGGAACUUGGUCCAUCGAGCCUGCCCGCAAGCUAGCGGAAUCCCAUCCUCACUUCAGCCCUUGGAAGCCUGCCACUAAGGCAGCCGGCGCUCCAGCCGCAGUGCCCGGUGAUUUGGGCAACCAGCUGGAGGCAAAGCUGGACAAGCCGACAGUCGUGCACUACCUCUGCUCCAAGAGGACAGACAGCUACUUCACACUCUGGCUGAACCUGGAACUGCUGCUGCCUGUCAUCAUUGACUGCUGGAUUGACAAUAUCAGGCUGGUCUACAACCGAACGUCCCGCACCACCCAGUUUCCUGAUGGUGUGGAUGUACGUGUCCCUGGCUUUGGGAAGACCUUCUCACUGGAGUUCCUGGACCCCAGCAAAAGCAGUGUGGGUUCCUAUUUCCACACCAUGGUGGAGAGCCUUGUGGGCUGGGGCUACACACGAGGUGAGGACGUCCGGGGGGCCCCCUAUGACUGGCGCCGAGCUCCAAAUGAAAACGGGCCCUACUUCCUGGCCCUCCGCGAGAUGAUCGAGGAGAUGCACCAGCUGUAUGGGGGCCCCGUGGUGCUGGCUGCCCACAGUAUGGGCAACAUGUACACGCUCUACUUUCUGCAGCAGCAGCCACAGGCCUGGAAGGACAAGUAUAUCCAUGCCUUUGUGGCACUGGGUCCGCCCUGGGGGGGCGUGGCCAAGACCCUGCGCGUCCUGGCCUCAGGAGACAACAACCGGAUCCCGGUCAUUGGGCCUCUGAAGAUCCGGGAGCAGCAGCGGUCUGCUGUCUCCACCAGCUGGCUGCUGCCCUACAACUAUACCUGGUCACCCAAAAAGGUCUUCGUGCACACACCCACAGCCAACUACACGCUGCAGGACUAUCGCCGCUUCUUCCAGGACAUCGGCUUCGAAGAAGGCUGGCUUAUGCGGCAGGACACGGAGGGGCUGGUUGAAGCCAUGGUGCCACCUGGCGUGCGACUACACUGCCUCUACGGCACUGGUGUCCCUACGCCAGACUCCUUCUACUAUGAAAGCUUCCCGGACCGUGACCCGAAAAUCUGCUUUGGUGAUGGUGACGGCACUGUGAACUUGCAGAGCGCCCUGCAGUGCCAGGCCUGGUGUGGCCGCCAGGAGCAAGAAGUGUCAUUGCAGGCACUGCCGGGCACUGAGCACAUCGCGAUGCUGGCCAACGCCACUACCCUGGCCUAUCUGAAACGCGUGCUCCUCGGGCCCUGAUUCCUAUGCUGGGCAGGGCUCUGGGAUGGGCUGGCCACCACUGCUUCUCCUGGCCUGUGGGGCAACCAUGGCCCAUGAGUUGAGCAGUUUGUGACUGAUCAUCUAAGGCCCUGGAUCUUGGGUUGUGAAGUGGGGAAAUGCUGGGUUUUUUAUCCUUCCUCUCUGGGAAUGAGGAAGGAAGACAUAGUCUGAAGUUACUUGAGGGACCCUUGGAAAGAAUGCUGCUGAUGGUGGAAUUGUGACCUCAGGACUGGCUCCGCAGGUGGAUUGGCUGGCACCUGGCCCCAAUCCCCAGUGCUAGGGCCUUGUGUUCCUCCUACCCCUGUGGCCUUUUCACACUCGCCCACCAGGGCCUGGCUCCUCAGCUUUCUUGUGAGGGAUGUUACUGAACUGUGGUCCCUAGGUUGGGCUCCCGGUCCCUAGGGUGUACCUUCUCACACAUUGGCCACAAGUCAGCCUGCUACUGGCCACGGGUGGCUGGAGCUGCUGUCUUCGUGUGGCCUAGCUGCUCACACAGCCUGACUGUGGCUUUCUGGGGGCAGCCCGGUUCCCCCCUGCAGGCAGGGGUGGGUUGUUAUGUUCUCCAUGGUUCCCAGGCCCUGGGGCAUUCACUCCUACCUCCCUUACUUCUAAGAACAGCCUAGCUCAGGGCUGGGCAGCAGAUGGACCCCCAGUUCUCGGGGCUGUGUCCCAGGAGCCCUGAUCUCCUUGGUUGGGCUGUUGCCCACAGUAUUGAUGCUGCCUCCCUUUGCCCUGGGGCUGUGGUUCAAGAAUGAGAGCAGAGCCUGAUGCCAUGCCCUUUAGGUACUCAUGAGGAAAGAGGACUCAAGGAAGCAGCCAAGGCCAAUCAGAGCCACCCUGAGCUGCCCUCUUGCUGACCCUCCACCACAUUGCCACCCUGCCCAGGAUCUCUCUAGCAUUCACGUGGGCUGGCACAGGACUGAGAGGAGGUAGGACUCUUGCCCACUCUGCCCAGCACCCAUCCCCACCAGGCAGCUCAGUGGUGUUUAGUCAGCAGGGACUUGCCCAGAAACUUGAGUGGGCCCCUGAGAGAGCCAGGUGCCUUAGGGGCCCCCUAGGGGUUUUCUUCCUGCUCCAGAGGUGCUGCAUGGAUCUCCCUGUGAUAGCAGAGAUGGAGGAUGAGGAUCUGCCUUGGUGGUCUCUAAGUGGGCAGUGCCUAAAGGCCAAGACUUGGGUCUAGCCUCUGGGGUGGAGCCCCAAAGCCACAGUCAGGCUGGACUGUGCUUCGCUCCUACAAGGUUUCUGUGAAGCAGAAUUUUCUCUGUUGCAUUCAUAGCCAGCAUCUGUCUCUCCCUUUGUUCCUGAGUGGUGGCCCCCACAUGGGGCUCUGAGCAGGCUGUACCUCGAUUCUGGCAAUAAAAGUAUUCUGGAUGCUGUAAAGUGCCCUGGCCUAGCCUCUGCCCUGAGCAUGAGAGGAAGGAGGCAGUGGAAGGGUGAGGGGGCUAGCGAGGCAGGUAACCAGAGGCUGGACCUUGACCUUGCUGGGGCCUUGAUGGGUUCUCUCAGCACCAAAGCAUGGCUCCUGUGCACCUCUUUGGGUUUUAUCCUCCUUCCCCCUCUCCUGGGAUCUAGUUCCCCUCCUAGGACUGAGAAGCAGGACCUGAAACAUUCCUGUUGGAAUGAAGCUCCUACCCACCACCCAACUCUGCCGCUCCUAUGUGGUCAACAGGCCCCAAAUGUCACCCCACAGCUGGGAGCCAAGGACAAUCCUGACGGUCGUGCUGUCUGGACUGCUUCCCAGCCUUCUGUCCUCCCUCAGCUUGCAGGUCUCAGCAUCCUUUGAAUUUUUUUUAGGAUGCUACCCUUCUACUUUGUUUCAUCAGUUCAUCUGCCCGCCAUCUGUCCCUCUUUGGGAACAGAGUGAGACUGAGGAGGGAGGGAGAGAGACCAAGAUGGGCAGAGAUAGGGACUGAAAGACUGGGGACCAAAUGGAGAUGGAUAAGGACAGAGGAACAAAGAGUGUGAGACAGGAAAACGUGUGUAAGGAUGGAGACUAGGCCAGAAGUCUGUGGUGCAGAGCCCAGAGCUGGGGGCCAGUGGGGGUGGUGGAAGCCCCAGUUCCUGCCUCCUCCACAGAAGCCUGGCCAGCUGGGGUUUUAGGUGUCAAUACACCGUGGGCCGCUAGAGGGUGCCCUGAAUCUUCUCACUACACCAGUUAUUGGCCAGACCUGGAAAAAUGGGUGGCCCAGAGGGUUAGGAUGCCUAGGAAUACAUAGGUCCAGCUGCAUCGCUGGCCUUGGUAAAAAGGAUGACAACGCGAAAGGGAGUAAACCCUUACCCCCAGAUCCUGCCCAGCCUCUUAGUGCCCUGACACAUACCCACUCAUGGCCUUGCCGCCACCCUCUCACCCCUGAUCUGUUUCAACCCCACUUCUACCCUCAGUUUCACAGCUCUACGUAGAGACAGGGUAUGGAGUCAGAGCAGGCUUCAGGACCAGCAGACUGGAGUUCAAAUCUGAGCUCUACCACUUCUAGCCAAGUAGCUUGGGGAGUCUCCUGACCUCCCGAAGCUUCGGUUUGCUCAUCUUAAAAAUGGGGAUGGGGACUUCCCUGGUAGUGCAGUGGUUGAGAAUCCGCCUGCCAAUGCAGGGGACACCGGUUCGAUCCCUGGUCCGGGAAAAUCCCACAU